Portunus trituberculatus (swimming crab) is the source of this 1490-nucleotide messenger RNA. RefSeq lists its product as uncharacterized. The record is from RefSeq and is a predicted model, not a curated record. Lineage: Eukaryota; Metazoa; Arthropoda; Malacostraca; Decapoda; Portunidae. Bases 264 to 1343 code for a protein of 359 amino acids. The transcript is spliced from 5 exons.
GUGAGAAGUACUAGACGACGAGAGGGAUUCAGCGUGGGGGAGCUAGGCAGUGUGAGAGAAAGGGCCUGAUAGGCGCGGCGAGAGAUAGUUAACGUAACAUAAUUGACAACGAGAGAUUGCUAACUUGACGGAAAUGACCCACAUGAGGUGAUGCCAUCGCUAUCCCUCAAAACACUACCCAAAACAGUAAACUAUAUAACCGUCCCGUUAGAAAAAUACAUAAAUUGCGAUAAGUCUGACAAACAUCUCUGAGAUUUUAAGGAAUGUUUUUAGAAUCAAUGCCGCUGACGACGAACCUCAAUAUGACGGAGUGGAGAGCCGCCCCAGCCUACUCCCAUACACUCUUGGCACAACUACGACAGGAGGUGAACGUCUACACCAAUGACUUCCUGUAUCAGCAUGACGUCCUCACUCACGCCUUGAACUUCCCACCGCCACAUCCAAGAAGAAGAGGAAGGAGGCGGAGACGGCGACAGUUAGGCGGGCCGGACCUGCAGAUGUUACGAGGCGCCUACACCUCCUUCCUGGGGGCGGCGAGGGGCACACCUGUCACGGAAAAUUAUGGUGAUGACAGCGGCGGGGGUGUCGCUGAGGGGCUGCCGGUGGUGCUGGUGCCGCAGAAGGACCCCACCCGCUGCGUCUCCAGCCCGCAUCUCUCCACCUUCGGCUUCCUCGGCUUCGUGCUCAAUGUGGUCAAUGCCGUCAUUAACGUCGCCAAUAACAUCAACAACAACAAUAACAACAACAACAAUAACGACAACAAUAACAACAACAACGACUUGAACAUUAACGAGGUGCAGGUGACGCAGACCGCCACCAACACCAACGAUGUGAGAGCGCAGGCAGCCAGACGACUCGACCACCUCAAGUCCAUGCGCUCCUCCAUCAGCCGCCACCUUCGUAGCCUCAGCCGCCACACACGUAGAAAAAGAGCCUCAGAUUCCUGCGGCACGGAUGUGGUGGACGAGGCGGUGCUGGCGGCGGCGGCACUGCUGGAUAUGUGGGGACGGGGGGUGGUGGAGGAAGAUCCGUGGUGUCUGGCGUGGGAGAUGUGCCAUACCGCUUCUGCCCUCGCCGCCACCUCCCGCCUCGCCGCCGAGGUGGGCCGCGUGGGAACAGCCGCUGCAGCCAAUAUGCUUGUCAGUUUCCAGGGCAUGAAUCCCGAGUUCCUGAUAGAAGCAGCUGAGCGAGGCGCUGAAGGAGGUAAUUGCACAGAACUAUUCAGCUCAUGUUCGGAUUUUGCUGCCACCACCACCACCACCGCUACCACCACCAUCACUUCCACUACCACCACCACCACCACUGUCGCCGCCAACACUUCCCCUCAACUCCACAACAACUAACUUUGGACAAUGAUUUAAUAAACGUCACGUCACACACCGAACUGUUUAUUCGAUCAUCUAAUUCCGCUUCCAUCUGUCCCAACUUUCCCCUUACUAAACACACACACACACACACACUCUCUCUCUCUCUCUCUCUCUCUGAACCCG